GUGUGCGGUCCGAGCGGCGCGUGUGCUCCGCUGCGGGGCCUGGGCGGGGAGCGGCCUGGAGACGGGGCCAGCGCUGAGGCCGCUCCCCCCCCCCGCUGGCUUCUGGCUGAAGGGGCCCAGAAGGGCAAGUGCGUCUUCGGACCCGCUGCGGCGUGGGUCCGACCCAGCGGAGGGGUGACCGGCGCCGGGGGCUGAGUCCCCACGGGUCGCUGGGCAGCUCUUUCUCCCUGGGCCCUGCGCCUGUUUCUGAGCCUGCUCUGUUUAACUCUUGCUUUGUGUCUCUGUCCCCCACCCCCGUCCUCUGCCUGGCUUUGUAUCUCUGCCCUGGGCUCCUCUCAGCUCCGUCUGGCUCCAAUGACUCAUCUGGGAGAGACAUGAAGGUUACUCAGGGAACAAGGGCCUGCUGUUCCCAGGGAGGUGGGGGUGGAGAGGCGCCCAGGAAUCCCCCACUGCUCCUGGGACCCGGCAGCCUGUCCCUGGCCCAGGGCAGCGGGCUCUGGGAGGGGCCACAGUGCCUCCUGGUUCCCGCCUCACCUUUGAUACCCUAGGGCCUCACAACUCACUCAGGCCCCUCAGCUGGUGCCUCCUUGCUAGGGGGUCUCAGCUGCCUCUUACAUUCCUGCCCUAGAGGAUUGUGGGAGCAGCUGGAGGAGGACAAAGGGAUGGGGAGGUGUCCCCCACUCCUCCUACCUCCUGGGGUGACCUGGCUUCCCAGUUGCAGGCCCGCCCUCAUCUCCAAGGCGACUCAGCCUUUCCCCUGCCCUGCCCUCUUCCUUCUGAGGCAGCUGGUGUAGAAAGUGGACGCUGGGGCAGGUGGGACGCCACAGACAGAGCAGGGAUUUGGGGGGACCCGGUGGCAGGGGUGGGUAGAGGCGUGAGAGGUGCAGUCGGGGCCCCUCAGGAUCACGGGGGCUGGAGAGUUCAGUACCAGCUCCGGCACGGGACAGGAGACAGCUUUCCCUGUAGCCAGGCAGGGACAAUAGAUGUGUGCCUUGCAAGGAGAGCGCGGUUGGAAUGGUUUUGGGUUGGGUGUGUGGCCCAGGUUACGAUGCAGAUUUGACUUGGCAGAUCCAGGUGGGCCUGAGGCUCCGCAUUUCCCCUAAGUUCCCGAAAGAUCCGAGGUUGUCGGUCCAGGGAUGCAGUGGGCCUAGGGGACUUCAGGGGCUUUGGGAUUGGAAGGCGCUGGGGUCCUGCAGUUCUCUUAGAUUCUGGGCUCGACGGUGGGAGGGGCCCAGGGUCUGCUGGUGCAGGCUUAGCUGAGGUUUAAUUCAUGGCGUACUCAACAAGGAGUGCCCAGCCUUUUCUAGGACACCUACCUGUAUUAAAUAAAAAUAAAAGUAAUGUUUAUAUUCUCUUCUAUACCCCUACAUGAAUAUGUGCUACUAUAUUUACUAGUUUUAGGAAAACAGCCAGAUUGUCUUUCCCUUUUUGUUUGCUUCUCCCGUCACGCCAUUCAUUGCUGGCUCCUGUUCUGUUGCACACCCUGUCUAUAUGUGUGCACAGACGUGCACAAGCCCAAGGGCUCAUUCUUCCUUUUCAGGAGGUGUGCUUUUUCAUACAUCUGUGUAUGCUUUUCACGUUCUAUAGUGGCACAGAGAAAUCGCCCCAGUCAGACCUGUAUGGCUACUUUGUUUCUUUGCAUAGCUCCAUGCAAGCUCAUGACCCUGAAAGCAAUUUUCUGUGGCUUGCCGGCUGGGAUGCUCACUGAGAAGGCCGCAGUGGACGUCCUUGUGCAUCUGCUCUUCCUCCUAGGGCUACACUGCUCCCUUUGCUCAGAACCCUGGGGGCCUGGGGUUCAGAAGAUGGGGUCUUUAAUUGUAUCAGAUACUGCCGGAUUGCUUUCCACAUAGAUGAUGAUAUUCCAUGCCUGCCAUUGACUGCAAUGGCUCCUUUUUGUCACUCAUCUGUCACCACAGGGGACAUGGCCUGCCAUAAUCUCAGCCGCUCGGAAUGCUCAGGGGUGAUCUGUGGAGCCCAAAGUGUCCAGGGCCUGCCUGGGCAACACAAGAUGCAGAUGCUGCCCCCACCCCCUUAGGCCCGAGGCAUCAGGAGCUAUGGGGCCAGGGGCCCUCGGAUCUCUACUGUCGCUGUUGCUGCUCUUGCUGGCAGAUGGAGACGCCGACAUGAAGGGACAUUUUGACCCGGCCAAGUGCCGCUAUGCGCUGGGCAUGCAGGACCGGACCAUUCCGGACAGCGACAUCUCCGUCUCCAGCUCCUGGUCGGACUCCACUGCGGCCCGGCACAGCAGGCUGGAGAGCAGUGACGGGGAUGGGGCCUGGUGUCCCGCGGGGCCUGUGUUCCCCAAGGAGGAGGAGUACCUGCAGGUGGAUCUCCGGCAGCUGCACCUGGUGGCCCUAGUGGGCACUCAGGGACGCCACGCUGGCGGCCUGGGCAAGGAGUUCUCCCGCAGCUACCGGCUGCGCUACUCCCGGGACGGCCACCGCUGGAUGGACUGGAAGGACCGCUGGGGUCAGGAGGUGAUCUCAGGUAACGAGGACCCCGGGGGUGUGGUGUUGAAGGACCUUGGGCCCCCCAUGGUAGCCCGACUGGUUCGCUUCUAUCCCCGAGCCGACCGCAUCAUGAGUGUGUGUCUGCGGGUUGAGCUCUAUGGCUGCCUCUGGAGGGACGGGCUCCUGUCCUACACAGCCCCCCUGGGGCAGACCAUGUACUUAUCCGAGGCAGUGCCUCUCAACGACUCCACCUACGAUGGAUUCACGGUCAGCGGGCUUCAGUACGGUGGUCUCGGCCAGCUGGCGGACGGCGUGGUAGGGCUGGACGACUUUAGGCAGAGCCAGGAGCUGCGGGUCUGGCCAGGGUAUGACUACGUGGGAUGGGACAACCACAGCUUCCCCAGCGGAUACGUGGAGAUGGAGUUCGAAUUUGACCGGCUGAGGGCCUUCCAGGCCAUGCAGGUCCACUGUAACAACAUGCACACGCUGGGCGCCCGCCUGCCCGGCGGGGUGGAAUGUCGAUUCAAGCGGGGGCCUGCCAUGGCCUGGGAGGGGGAGCCCGUGCGCCAUGCUCUGGGGGGAAGCCUGGGCGACCCCAGAGCCCGGGCUGUCUCUGUGCCCCUGGGCGGCCGCCUGGGUCGAUUUCUGCAGUGCCGCUUCCUCUUUGCGGGGCCCUGGCUACUCUUCAGCGAGAUCUCCUUCAUCUCCGAUGUGGGGAACGACUCCUCUCCAGCUCCAGGGGGCACCUUCCCCCCAGCACCCUGGUGGCCGCCCGGCCCUCCUCCCACCAACGUCAGCAGCUUGGAGCUGGAGCCCCGCGGCCAGCAACCUGUGGCCAAGGCAGAGGGCAGCCCGACCGCCAUCCUCAUCGGCUGCCUGGUGGCCAUCAUCUUGCUGCUGCUGCUCAUCAUCGCGCUCAUGCUCUGGCGGCUGCACUGGCGCAGGCUCCUCAGCAAGGCUGAGCGCCGGGUGCUGGAGGAGGAGCUGACGGUUCACCUCUCUGUCCCUGGGGACACCAUCCUCAUCAACAACCGCCCAGCCCCCCGGGAGCCACCCCCUUACCAAGAGCCCCGGCCGCGGGGAAACCCGCCCCACUCUGCGCCCUGCAUCCCCAAUGGCUCUGCGUUGCUGCUCUCCAAUCCAGCCUACCGCCUCCUUCUGGCCACUUACGCCCGUCCCCCUCGAGGCCCGGGCCCCCCCACACCCGCCUGGGCCAAACCCACCAACACCCAGGCCUGCAGUGGGGACUACAUGGAGCCUGAGAAGCCUGGUGCCCCGCUCCUGGCCCCUCCCCCCAACAGCGUCCCGCACUAUGCCGAGGCUGACAUUGUCACCCUGCAGGGCGUCACCGGGGGCAACACCUAUGCUGUGCCUGCACUGCCCCAAGGGGCAGCUGGGGAUGGGCCCCCCAGAGUGGACUUCCCUCGGUCGCGGCUCCGCUUCAAGGAGAAGCUUGGCGAGGGCCAGUUUGGGGAGGUGCACCUGUGUGAGGUAGAGAACCCUCAAGAUCUGGCCAGUCUUGACUUCCCCGUCAGCGUGCGCAAGGGACAACCCUUGCUGGUAGCUGUCAAGAUCCUACGGCCUGAUGCCACCAAGAACGCCAGGAACGACUUCCUGAAGGAGGUGAAGAUCAUGUCUCGACUCAAGGAUCCAAACAUCAUCCGGCUCCUGGGCGUGUGUGUGCAGGACGACCCCCUCUGCAUGAUCACUGAUUACAUGGAGAACGGUGACCUGAACCAGUUCCUCAGUGCCCAUCAGCUGGAGGACAAGGUGGCUGAGGUGGCCCCUGGGGACCAGGAGGCUGUGCAGGGGCCCACGAUCAGCUACCCGAUUCUCCUGCACGUGGCCGCCCAGAUUGCCUCAGGCAUGCGCUACCUUGCCACACUCAACUUUGUGCACCGGGAUCUGGCCACACGGAACUGCUUGGUCGGGGAGAAUUUCACCAUCAAAAUCGCUGACUUUGGCAUGAGCCGGAACCUCUAUGCUGGGGAUUACUACCGUGUGCAGGGCCGGGCGGUGCUUCCCAUCCGGUGGAUGGCCUGGGAGUGCAUCCUUAUGGGCAAGUUCACGACGGCGAGCGACGUGUGGGCAUUUGGGGUGACUCUGUGGGAGGUGCUGAUGCUCUGCAGGGCCCAGCCCUUUGGGCAGCUCACAGAUGAGCAAGUCAUCGAGAACGCCGGGGAGUUCUUCCGGGACCAGGGCCGGCAGGUUUACCUGUCGCGGCCGCCCGCCUGCCCCCAGGGCCUGUAUGAAUUGAUGCUGCAGUGCUGGAGCCGGGAGCCCGAGCAACGACCACCCUUUGCCCAGCUGCACCGGUUCUUGGCAGAGGAUGCACUCAACACAGUGUGACGACGCCCAGCUGCCCUCUCAGGAGCAACCUGGGGGAAGCCAGUGACACUAACAAGAGGACCUGCGCCUCCCUGCCCCCCGACGGCCCGGCACCUGAGAGGCAGUGAGACCGUGGGGGUGGGCCUGCCCACCCUGGACACAAGCUCACAUCUCUUCCCUGAGACCCACUGCCCACCCAGCUGGCCCUGUGGAUGGGAUCCUCUGACUUCCACCAGCCAUCCUUGGGGAAGGGGGCACAUGCAGGGCAGACACUGGACGUGGCCCACGGGAGCUCCUGGGCCUUACUGGAUGACACUGGCUCUUGGGGAGGUGGCUCUGCCCAAGCCUCCCUCUUCCUGUCAUACACUGGACCCCGCUGGCUGGAGACGGGGUUGAGGAGGACACGAAGGGACAGAGCUGCUCCCUGGUGCUUAUCCCUGGAACUGGACACACUGGACCUGGGGUGAUCCCAGCCCUAUCCUCCGAUCCUCCCGCAUCCCCACUUCCCACCUGCCGUGCUGUAGCUAGGACUUCCCUAAGCCUGUAUGUUUCUGUGGAGUAAAUAUUGGGAUUAGAAGGACAGAGGGAGCAAUGGCCUGUGGCCCUGGGGUUGGACAUCUCUAUCGUAGCUGCCACAUUGGUUUUUCUAUAAUCACUUGGGGUUUGUACAUUUUUUGGGGGGAGAGACAGAUUUUUACACUAAUAUAUGGACCUAGCUCGAGGCAAUUUUAAUCCCCUGCGAUAGGCAGGUAAUAAUAAAGGUUGAGUUUUUCA
Heterocephalus glaber (naked mole-rat) is the source of this 5552-nucleotide messenger RNA. The record is from RefSeq and is a predicted model, not a curated record. NCBI's taxonomy places the organism in Eukaryota, Metazoa, Chordata, Mammalia, Rodentia, Bathyergidae.